GGGGGAGGGGCAAUGAAUCUUUCCCUAGAGAUAUUCCUUAUAUCAUGCGCCCCUUUCCCCUCGUUUCAGCAUCUUUUCUUUCUUCGUCUUCUUCGUCUUCUUCUUCUUCUCCUUCUUCUUUUCCCCCCUGUUCAUUUGACUGGCACCUGGGGUAUAUCAACAGAGCCAUUGACGACGGAUUACUUCGGAGGAAACUACAGAGAUCACAAAAUGGUCAAAAUCACAAGCUUCAUCACGCGAGACGUGAGGUUUCCAACCUCCCUCGACAAGACUGGCUCCGAUGCCAUGAAUGCCGCUGGCGAUUACUCUUCUGCCUACUGUAUUCUCUACACAGACUCAUCCUAUGCUGGACACGGUAUGACUUUCACCAUUGGUCGUGGAAAUGAGAUCGUCUGCUCCGCCAUCUCCCUUCUGGCCCCGCUCCUGGUCGGAAAAGAUCUCGACGAGCUGACAUCCAACUGGGGCAAGACAUGGCGCUACCUUGUUUCUGACAGUCAGCUGCGCUGGAUCGGUCCCGAGAAGGGUGUGAUCCAUCUGGCCCUCGGAGCUGUUGUCAAUGCGCUCUGGGAUCUGUGGGCCAAGGUCCUGAACAAGCCUGUUUGGCGCAUUGUCGCUGAUAUGACCCCUGAGGAGUACGUCGGCUGCAUUGACUUCCGCUAUAUUACCGAUGCCAUCACACCGGAGGAGGCGAUUGCUCUUCUCAAGGAGGUCGAGGGUGGUAAGGCGGACCGCAUUAAGGAGGCUGAGCUGAGCCAGGCCGUGCCGGCUUAUACCACGAGCGCUGGGUGGUUGGGAUACAGUGAGGAGAAGCUGAAGGCGCUCCUGAAGCAGAGCGUUGAGCAGGGUUAUAGGCAUUUCAAGCUGAAGGUUGGCGCUAACCUCGAGGAUGAUAAGAGGAGGUUGGCCAUCGCCCGGGAGGCUAUUGGGUAUGACCAGGGAAAUAUUCUCAUGGUGGAUGCGAACCAGGUCUGGUCCGUCCCCGAGGCCAUUGAAUGGAUGGGUCACCUUGCAGAGUUUAAGCCCUGGUUCAUCGAAGAACCCACUUCCCCCGAUGACAUCCUGGGCCACGCCACCAUCAAGAAGGCCCUCGAGAACACUCCCUACGGCACCAUUGGCGUCGCUACUGGUGAGAUGUGCCAGAAUCGCGUGAUCUUCAAGCAGCUUCUGCAGGCGGGAGCCUUGACGGUCCUCCAGGCCGACGCUUGCCGUGUGGGUGGUGUCAACGAGGUCAUGGCUAUCCUGCUGCUUGCCCGCAAGUUUGGUGUGCCGAUUGUCCCUCACUCUGGCGGGGUCGGGUUACCCGAGUAUACGCAGCACCUGAGCACCAUUGACUACGUUGUUGUCAGUGGCAAGAAGAGCGUGCUUGAGUAUGUUGACCAUCUGCACGAGCACUUCCUGCACCCAUCUAGUGUUAAGGAUGGAUACUACGUUACACCGAUGGAGCCGGGAUACAGUGUCGAGAUGAAGGCCGAGAGCAUGGACAAGUUUGCCUUCCCUGGUGAGGAGGGUAAGAGUUGGUGGAGGUCGGCAGAAGCAAAGCCUAUUUUGGAGGGUCCUAGGAUAUGAUUUCGGCGAUGAAAUGGCUGGUUUAUGUGUGAGAUGAAAGACAGACACAUAAGCGUGUUUGAUAUGCUACGCUUGUGUAUUCACAAUAUAUAUAUCUAUAUCUAUAUCUAUAUCUAUAUACGCAUUGAAAUAUGACUUUAUUUUUUCAUUUAAUCAAAGUCUCC
This is a messenger RNA of Aspergillus ochraceoroseus IBT 24754, 1730 nucleotides long. RefSeq names its product mandelate racemase/muconate lactonizing enzyme family protein. NCBI's taxonomy places the organism in Eukaryota, Fungi, Ascomycota, Eurotiomycetes, Eurotiales, Aspergillaceae. The transcript is spliced from 5 exons. Gene Ontology annotation, molecular function: magnesium ion binding; L-fuconate dehydratase activity. Gene Ontology annotation, biological process: carbohydrate catabolic process; amino acid catabolic process. The record is from RefSeq and is a predicted model, not a curated record. Bases 211 to 1566 code for a protein of 451 amino acids.